AUGGAGGUGCGGACGUGGCUUUUCAAGAUCGACGACGAGAGGGGCUCCAGGGGCACAGCCUACAUCGACCUCUACAAGCUGCACCAGGCCUUGGGCUUGGCCUCAGAGGACCUCGAAGACUGGUCGCUGCUGAUGGUCAAGGCCCUGAUGGUCUGGGCGACUGGGCAGCACCAGUGCAUCACCCGCGUGGCGAAGUCAGUCCGGGACGAGGAGCCUGCCAUUAUCGGUGCCGAUGCCACUGAGGUUCGUGCUGCGCUGCAGCAUCACGUGCCGAAGCGGGCUGUCCUUUGUCAUCGGCAGGUGUACGGUGACUUCGCCUCAUGGCUAGCAGAAGCUUGCCGCAUUGGUUGCGUCAUUCAGGCUGCGCCUGAGAACAUGAUCUCCCAGACCAGCGUGCAUUUCCAAGUUGCGCCAGAUGGCGCUAUCGACAUCCUCGGUACGUCGGAGGCUGUUAUGAGCACCCCCUUCGUGCGAGCUGCCUCCUGGUACCCACACUCACGAGGAAGCUUUGAGGUUCUUCAGGAAGUGGGCUAUCGACUCGGUCGCUGCCUGGCAGCCAAGGGCUUCAUGGGCUUUGCAUCGGCUGAUGUGGUGUUCUUUGACAACCCAGAGUUUGAUGCCAACGAGCUCGUGUCGGAGCCUCGCGAGUCGACGCCUGCAAUCAUCGGCAGCGACACGCCGGUGAACCCGGAGGACCUCAUGUUUGGCAACCUCCGGUCACCAUCGCCUGACAUCAGCGUGGACAACGGCGACCUGCGACCGUCGGCAGACAGCUUGCCUGAAAGUAGGCAGGCAGAUUACAAUGCCGCGCUUCAGGUUCACGAGGAACAACUGAAGCGGGAAAACCAGUCCUUCGAUCCUGUGAGCCUCAUGCUGGGUGGGCCGGAGCAGGGUGCUGGCUCGACGUUGAGCCCCUUCGCUUGCUGGGUGGUCGAUGUGGACGCGCGCCUGACGGACGAGGCUGCUAUGCUCUUCCCGCUGAAGUUCAUCGCCCAGGUGAAGCAGGAUCCCGUACACGGGCUCAUGCUGUCGGAGGCACAGGAUGCGGAUUUCAAAUCCCAUCAGGAUCUGACGGAGGAGGAAAGAAUCCUGCGCUCUCAACGCUGGGCAAUGGUGAACUGUGUUGCGCUGGCCCCACAGCUGGAAAAGAUGAGUCACCAGGUGCUGUUUCAGGCUCGUCUGUGCAUGUGGCAGUGUUUUUAUUUGUGA
Molecule: messenger RNA, 1209 nt
Organism: Symbiodinium sp. CCMP2592
Lineage: Eukaryota; Dinophyceae; Suessiales; Symbiodiniaceae
Source: the annotation of a GenBank genome assembly